Saprolegnia diclina VS20 is the source of this 716-nucleotide messenger RNA. RefSeq lists its product as hypothetical. The coding region runs from base 1 to 657 and encodes 218 amino acids. The record is from RefSeq and is a predicted model, not a curated record. Lineage: Eukaryota; Oomycota; Saprolegniomycetes; Saprolegniales; Saprolegniaceae. The transcript has a single exon.
AUGACGUGGAGCAUCAACUGGGACAAGGCGGACGGCUACGCGUUCUCCAAGCCGGCGCGCGCGGCGAUCGACAGUCUCGGCGGCAACAACCCGGGUCCGCGCCCGACGUCGGCCUCACCGCAACCAACGUCAGCCUCGCCCAAGCCAACGUCGGCGACGCCCACGGACGCUCCAUCAGACAAGCCCACGCCCAAGCCGUCUGACAAGCCCACGCCCAAGCCGUCUGACAAGCCCACGUCCAAGCCGACUGACAAGCCCACGGCCAAGCCUACCACUGGUCCUACGAGCCGCCCGACACCGACCGCCAAGCCGACCGCCAAGCCGACGAGUAAGCCAUCGACGGCUCCGACCACCAAGCCGACGAGCAAGCCAACGACGGCUCCGACCACCAAGCCGACGAGCCCACCGAGCAGCGGGUGUGGUUCGUGCACCAACUGCUACUAUGCGACGACCGACGCGUGCUUUGUGGGCUGGACAGCCGAGCAGUGCGGCACGAACGCGAUUUUCAAGUGGUGCGGUCCGACCGCGGUGGGUGCGUCGACAGAGCAUGACGACAUUAUCAUUGACGACCCGAUCUUUGAUGACGACGUGACGGACGUGGUGAUUGACGACCCGAUUAUCUGGGAGGAGUCGAGCUCGACGGACGGCGACGCCUAGUCGCUCAACCGUUGUCAGUGGCGUGUCCUUGUGUUGAAUCGACUCUGUUUUUUUACGCA